Molecule: messenger RNA, 1520 nt
Organism: Paramecium sonneborni
Lineage: Eukaryota; Ciliophora; Oligohymenophorea; Peniculida; Parameciidae
Source: the annotation of a GenBank genome assembly
AUGAUAAGAAUUCAAUAAUUAGGAUAGCAAUUCAAUGGAACGAAGUCAACAUUGACAAUUGAGGAUUCAAGAUCAGGGAAGAAAUACGAGAUUCCAAUUUCUAAUAAUUUUAUUAAGGCAAGUGAUUUAGAAAAGAUAAAAGAUAAUAAUGGUUCAUUGAUUCGUUCCUAUGAUCCUGGUUAUAUGAAUACAGUGAAUUGCGUAUAUAUUUGGCAUUAAUGAGCAAGACAUCUAAAAUCAGUUUUAUUGAUGGUGACAAUGGCAUUCUUGAAUAUCGAGGUUAUCCAAUAGAGUAAUUGGCAGAGAAGAGUACAUAUUUAGAAGUAGCCUUUUUACUGAUCUAUGGGGAAUUACCAACUUAAUUGCAAUAUGAUAAAUGGUGUAAAAAGUAUUGAAUAAUUUAUUAUUUAAUUUAAGAAUCUAGACACAUACAUUUGUUCAUUAAGAUCUUUAUGGAUUACUUUCUUAAUUUAGAUAUGAUGCACAUCCGAUGGGAAUGGUUAUUAGUGCACUUUCAGCAGUGAGUACUCUCCAUCCAGAAGCUAACCCAGCCUUAUCAGGAUAAAAUAUUUAUGCAGUAGCUAUAAAUAAUUAUUUUGUUUAGGACUAAAAAUCAAGAAAUAAAUAAAUACAUAGAAUGAUUGGAUCUAUAACUACAAUUACUGCACUUGCAUAUAGAAAUAGGAUUGGUAGAUAACCCAAUUAACCCCAUUAAUAAUUAGGAUACGUUGAGAACUUCCUUUAUAUGAUGGAUAGAUUAAAUGAAACUAAUUAUGCUCCACAUCCUACUAUAGCAAAGGUCUUAGAUAUUCUUUUCAUUUUACAUGCUGAACAUGAAUUGAAUUGUUCUACAUCUGCUGUUAGACAUCUCACAUCUAGUGGUGUUGAUAUCUACACUGCUAUUGCUGGUGCUGCUGCUGCACUUUAUGGUCCUAAACAUGGUGGAGCUAAUGAAGCUGUCUUGAGAAUGCUUGAAAAAAUUGGAUCCAAAUAAAAUAUUCCAUCAUUUAUUGAAAAUGUUAAAAAUAAAAAAGCACUUCUCUUUGGGUUUGGACAUAGAGUCUAUAAAUCUUAUGAUCCCAGAGCUAAAAUUGUUAAAUAAUUAGCUUAUUAAGUCUUUGAUCUUGUAGGCAAAGAUCCCUUAAUUGAAAUCGCUUUAGAAUUAGAAAACAUUGCAUUAAAUGAUAAAUACUUUAAAGAUAGAUCACUCUAUCCUAAUGUUGACUUCUAUACUGGAAUCAUUUAUAAAGUAAAUCUAUCAUAUUUAUCUCUAGGCUCUCGGAUUCCCUACUGAUAUGUUUCCUUUAUUAUUUGCUAUCCCAAGAAUCUCUGGUUGGUUAGCUCAUUGGUGUGAAUUCCUUGAUGAUCCUGAAAAUAAAAUUGUUAGACCUAGAUAAAAUUAUCAAGGAUACAAACUUAGAGAAUAUGUCCCUAUUGAAUAAAGAAAAUAAACAGACUCUUAUAUUCAUGCACCAUCAACUUCCUUUUCAACAAGAAGAAACGUUUCUGUUAAAAAAUGA